UUCUGGUUUCCUAGCAACCGGUGUGUUUGACGCUGUGGAGUUUUUCGGUGGUCUCCAGUAAUAAAACUCGAGUCUCGAAACAAACAAACCUCGGACUCAAAAUGUUCAACGUUGAGCUCAUUUCCGACCGCCUCGCCAGAACAAAUCUGGAAAGACGUCGCCAAAAGGAACGGGAAAGGCAGGAACGAAUUUUUAACGAUAAAAUGAGGACGAUUGGGGUUGACAAAGAUGCUUUAGACGUGCAGGUGAAAGAGAAGAGUCAAGAUGAAGAAGACGCAAAAAUGGAAGAAAAUGGCUACAAUGCUGAUGUGCUCCAACAGAACAAAGCAGCCCGUAUUCUCCAGCACAGACAGGAGAAGGAGAAGCGCAAGAUGGAGAAAAACCUCCAGACCUACAGGUUUCAGAACCAGCACCUUCGGACCCGACGUGAGUUUGAUCUGAAUGACCCUGACCGCUUCAAAAAGAUGGACCAGAGUGAUGCUCGGAUGCUGCUGCCUGGCCUGGUGGGUGAGGACCAGGACCGUCAGGGCAGACGGCAGAGACAGCGGGAGCAGCUCAGGGACUGGCUCAUCCAGCAGCAGACUGAGCWGGAGGAAGAGAGGCGUCAGCAACUGAUGGAAGACCAGAGCUACGACCAAAGCAGGGUAGAAAUGGACAACGAGGCUGUAGAGCAACAGAACUUUGAGAUGGAAAGGAGAAGGGCAGCUGCCAUUGCCAUGAACGACUAUAACAGAGCCAUGAUUGAGGACAAAGGCCAUCAGGAUGAGGGGGAAAGUAACGUGCUGCAGAGCCGUGUGGGAGUGCCCGGCCUGUGUCUCAGCAAAGACAGAAAAGCCCCUCCUGAGAGCCUGCAGCAGGUCAUUCAGUUCCAGAAGAACCAAGUAGAGGAGAAGAAGAGGAUGGAGUUCGAAAGGAAGCAGGAGGAGGAAAGCUACGACCGCCUCCGCCUGGACUCGGCUCGUGCGGCUCUGCUGAUGGAGCGGCAGCAGGCCAGGUUUAAGAAGCAGCUGAGGAGGAACCUGGACAGCGUCAAUGUUCAGUUGGCUCAAACUCACAAACAACAGAAGCCAGACAUUGAUAGAGGCUGUAUAGAAGAGAGCUUCUUCUCACAAUUUAACACCUGCAGCAGAUGAUGGAUGACUCAYCGUAAUGAGAAGUGCUGGAAAAACCAGUGUGGCUGAGGAACAAUGAAUAAAAAGAGCUAUGCAAUAAAACAACA
Austrofundulus limnaeus is the source of this 1219-nucleotide messenger RNA. RefSeq names its product RIB43A domain with coiled-coils 2 (gene ribc2). NCBI's taxonomy places the organism in Eukaryota, Metazoa, Chordata, Actinopteri, Cyprinodontiformes, Rivulidae. The record is from RefSeq and is a predicted model, not a curated record. Bases 102 to 1133 code for a protein of 343 amino acids. The transcript has 7 exons.